This is a messenger RNA of Erpetoichthys calabaricus (reedfish), 1611 nucleotides long. RefSeq names its product capping actin protein of muscle Z-line subunit beta (gene capzb). Gene Ontology annotation, cellular component: F-actin capping protein complex; cytoplasm. The record is from RefSeq and is a predicted model, not a curated record. Lineage: Eukaryota; Metazoa; Chordata; Cladistia; Polypteriformes; Polypteridae. The transcript is spliced from 10 exons. Gene Ontology annotation, biological process: barbed-end actin filament capping; cell morphogenesis; regulation of lamellipodium assembly. Gene Ontology annotation, molecular function: actin filament binding. The coding region runs from base 158 to 991 and encodes 277 amino acids.
UGGCCGCCUCCGCCCGUCCCCUCUUUGCCUCAACCUGUGCUGGAGCAGGAAGUGUUUGAGCAGGCUGGGCAGGGUUUCUUGUGUGGUCUGUCUUCGGGACUGUCGAUUAAGAAGUAUCCUAACGUUCGGAUUUAAGUGACACUCUGAGUCCUGAACAAUGAAUGACCAGCAGCUGGACUGCGCUCUUGACCUGAUGCGGCGUCUGCCGCCUCAGCAGAUAGAGAAGAACUUGAGUGACCUCAUUGAUUUGGUGCCCAGUCUGUGUGAGGAUUUGCUAUCUUCAGUAGAUCAGCCACUGAAAAUUGCUCGUGACAAGACUGUGGGGAAGGACUACUUGCUUUGUGACUAUAACAGAGAUGGUGACUCUUACCGGUCUCCUUGGAGUAAUAAGUAUGAACCACCCAUCGAGGAUGGUGCCAUGCCCUCUGCCCGCUUGCGUAAAUUGGAGAUUGAGGCAAACAAUGCAUUUGACCAGUACAGAGAUUUGUAUUUUGAAGGAGGUGUGUCCUCUGUGUAUCUCUGGGAUCUGGAUCAUGGAUUUGCUGGAGUAAUUCUUAUCAAAAAGGCUGGGGAUGGCUCCAAAAAGAUCAAGGGAUGCUGGGAUUCAAUCCAUGUGGUAGAAGUACAGGAAAAGUCCAGUGGUCGCACGGCCCACUACAAACUUACAUCCACAGUUAUGUUGUGGUUACAGACCACUAAGACUGGCUCAGGAACAAUGAAUUUGGGUGGAAGUCUGACAAGACAGAUGGAGAAGGAUGAGACUGUUAGUGACUCUUCUCCACACAUAGCUAACAUUGGGCGACUGGUAGAGGACAUGGAAAAUAAAAUCCGAAGUACUUUGAAUGAGAUAUAUUUUGGGAAAACAAAAGAUAUUGUCAAUGGCCUGAGAUCUAUUGAUGCUUUGCCUGACAAUCAAAAGUACAGGCAGCUGCAGCGUGAGCUGUCUCAGGUGCUCACUCAGCGGCAGAUUUACAUCCAGCCAGAUAACUAGAGUCGGCAGGUAUCUGGCAGUAUGCCAGUAGUGUGCCAGGGAGUGUUCAGACAAUGGCAGACAAAUCCAGGCAAGAUGCUCUCAAGAAUGACUUGAUGAAGGCCUUGAAGGGCAAACAGCAAAGUUAGAAAUAGCCAUCUUGUAUGUCCGCUCCUCUACUGCCCCUUGCUACGCACUCUUGUACUUUAGGAAAAGCCCAAUGGUGCCCUUCACACACAGGACCCUUUCCUUCCUUUUCACCCUGUCUGUCUUUUUAAAUUGUAAUUAAUGGCUCAGCACUGUGUUCUUGUAUAUUGAAACCAUUUCUUUAAAAAAAAAAAAUGACAGCCGUUAAACAACAUGACCUCUUGUACUUUUUGUGUAUAAAAUGUAAAGCAGAAGUGAUUUAAAACAGCAGUGCAGGGUAGGAAUGGCUCCUAUUUGUGGCUGGGAUUGCAUAUACAGCUCUCUUGUACAGAAGGCAGAUGACACUCCGCUGUCUCUUCUACCCUUUCCUUUUCUAGGGCUAGAAUACUCCUUUCUUAAAGGAAGCAGUUUUCUUGCCCCAGUUUUCGCAAAGCUUAAUCUGAUAAGUAUCCAUCUUGUAAUACAGACACCAUAAUAAAGUUGUUAAAAGAAAA